Messenger RNA from Oncorhynchus keta (chum salmon), 2273 nucleotides. It is a transcript of the gene otx2b, whose product is annotated as orthodenticle homeobox 2b. Lineage: Eukaryota; Metazoa; Chordata; Actinopteri; Salmoniformes; Salmonidae. The transcript is spliced from 4 exons. The record is from RefSeq and is a predicted model, not a curated record. Gene Ontology annotation, cellular component: nucleus. Bases 439 to 1308 code for a protein of 289 amino acids. Gene Ontology annotation, biological process: regulation of transcription by RNA polymerase II; multicellular organism development. Gene Ontology annotation, molecular function: RNA polymerase II cis-regulatory region sequence-specific DNA binding; DNA-binding transcription factor activity, RNA polymerase II-specific.
GAGGCAGACCCCCAUCUCCGAGUGCUCCAGACGUUCUCAUUGGCCAGACCUUUCUACAAAUCCAACUCAGCAACUUCACUCAGAACAGACUAACAAAUUAUAACCGUAUGUAUUUUACCAACAUAAACGCGUUUGCACUCUACCAUACAUUGGUGCAAGUGUUAAAUAUGAAAGUUUUGUCGGUCUUUUUAUUCUAAUAUAUCCAAAGCGACAGUUAUUUUUGAUUGGUUAUCUUAUAGGAUUUCGAAAUUAUAGAGAGAGAUAUUUGAUUCAAGGAAAGGAUUGGACAAAGAACUAUCUUCUCCGGCCACAAUCCUGAGCAUCCAGCGGCAAAAUCGAGGCAGUGAGAAAAAGAACAGAUAAACAACCAAGGACAUCUACGGGCCUUACCCAAUUUUCAACAUUUUCUCCAACUUUACCCCCCAGUCCAACAUUAGCAUGAUGUCGUAUCUGAAGCAACCACCUUACACAGUCAACGGACUGAGCUUAACGACAUCCGGAAUGGACCUUCUGCAUCCAUCCGUAGGCUAUCCAGCGACACCCCGCAAGCAGAGACGAGAAAGGACGACUUUCACACGCGCCCAACUUGACAUUUUGGAGGCACUGUUCGGCAAAACUCGCUAUCCUGAUAUAUUCAUGCGCGAGGAAGUAGCACUAAAAAUCAACCUACCAGAGUCUCGUGUACAGGUUUGGUUUAAGAACCGAAGGGCAAAGUGUCGCCAGCAGCAACAGCAGCAGCAGAACGGGGGCCAGAACAAGGUGCGACCAGCCAAAAAGAAGAGUUCUCCAGCCAGGGAAGCGAGCUCUGAAAGCGGGGCGAGUGGCCAGUUCACACCGCCCUCAAGUACUUCAGUCCCGACCAUCUCAACCAGCACCGCACCGGUAUCUAUCUGGAGUCCAGCCUCUAUCUCUCCGAUGGCUGACCCUCUCUCUACCUCCUCUUCCUGCAUGCAAAGAUCAUACCCAAUGACCUACACACAGGCCUCGGGAUACAGCCAAGGCUAUGGCGGAUCAACGUCAUACUUCGGCGGAAUGGACUGUGGUUCUUACCUUACUCCCAUGCAUCACCAGCUGUCUGGCCCCGGGACGACACUCAGUCCUAUGAGCACCAACGCUGUCACAAGCCAUCUGAGCCAGUCCCCUGCGUCCCUCUCCACUCAGAGCUACGGAGCCUCGGGGCUAGGCUUCAACUCCACGGCGGACUGCUUGGAUUAUAAAGACCAAGCGGCAUCCUGGAAACUGAACUUCAAUGCAGAUUGCUUGGAUUAUAAAGAUCAGACUUCAUCUUGGAAAUUCCAAGUCCUGUGAAAAAAAACAAUGUGUAAACUAUUCAAACAAAGACAAUGAUAAAUCAAACAUAUAGCUCUGACAUCCUUCAAUAAGAUAUAUGCUUAAAAUACUGAAUAUUCGUGUCGUCGGUAAGGAACUGCGAGAGAGAGGGGGCUAUCGGUGGCGCCUCGCGUUGUUGGCAUGAUGUUUGGCCCCAGCCUGUAGAGGAGAAUUUAGAAUUUAUUUUAGCUUUGGCUAAGAGACUUUAUUUUCAUUAACCUCACAGGUUGUAGCCCUCUCACAUGUAUGUCUGUCAGUGUGUGCCUCUAUGCUUACAACACAUGUUGGUUAAUUUAAGGAAAACUCGGAGGUGACCCUUAGUAAUUUAUGGUACAUCACAGCCAGGGAACAAAUCCUUAUCCCAGAACAACACUGCUCGAGGAGCGGAUCUUUUGGUUAAGAGCUUUGGAUGGUCAGGCUUCGUUUGAGCCUUAUAACUUGCAGACCUAUUGGUAGAGAGACUCAUCAGGAUGGUGUGUGGACUGCGCGCACCCGAGGCGACAUGGAUGCACUACUUUAUUUAAGAAAAAGUGUUUAUAAGGAAUCAAUAUGUAGUUUCUAAGAGACAAUCAGUGUGUGUCUUAUAUAAAUGGUACAUAUGUGUUUGUUUUUUUAAUCUGUGCUAGCCUUCGAAACUGUGAUCUGUUGUAUUGUAUGCAAUUUGUGAGCUCCCUCGCAUCAGCGAUGACUCUCUGCUGUGAUUUUAAUAGAUUUGUAACUUUUUGAUCAACAAAAAAAUAAUGGAUAAUGAGAAAAUAAUUAUUACUGCAAGAGACUGUCCAAACCCAUGGUAGAACAUCUGAGGUGAUACUGGAAAAGAAGCUCUCUAGAUUUGCGCGUUGUUCUCCGUUGAUCACACGCUGAUUGUGGAUACCUAUAACAUGGCUCCAAAGAUGGUGUGACCCCACCACUGAACAGACAUGAAUAAAGGUCCUGUGAUCUGA